AUGGCUCCUCAGAUAGUGACAAUCUGGAUCAAUGAUGAUAUGCGUCCUGGUGCAAUUCAGAAAUGUGAUAUUCUAUUAUAUACACGAAUGAAUCAGCUGAUUCAUAUCUCUGAGUUCAGUGGAAAUGUUCCUCUACCUAAGACAAUUAACAUUAACAAAUAUCCUAAUAGUGGAGAUAGUGAUGAUCUAAUAUAUGAAAAUAGCAAUACCAGUACAACAUGA
Molecule: messenger RNA, 222 nt
Organism: Acaulospora morrowiae
Lineage: Eukaryota; Fungi; Glomeromycota; Glomeromycetes; Diversisporales; Acaulosporaceae
Source: the annotation of a GenBank genome assembly